Molecule: messenger RNA, 1017 nt
Organism: Aureobasidium musti
Lineage: Eukaryota; Fungi; Ascomycota; Dothideomycetes; Dothideales; Saccotheciaceae
Source: the annotation of a GenBank genome assembly
AUGAGCGCAGACACACCUCCCGUAUUCGAUUACUUGGACAAGCUACCUCGCGAAAUCCGCGACAUGAUCUUUGGAUACAUGAUACUGAACUCAAUCAGGUCUUACGUCCGACAGAGAGAGACUCCUGCAUACAAGUUACUUUGUGACCCACCUGUUAGAUUUCCACUGCUUGGAUUCCACCUCGUUCCGAUAAGAUCGCACCUUGUCACAUCACCUUGGGUUACACUCAACAAGCAAUACUGCGUCGAGUACCUCAAGGUUUUCCUCGAACAUGUCAGAAUUCAUGAUGGAAUCACAAAACCUUGGGUGCGAGGGCCCCCAGAAUACGGAAGUAACGAGCGAAAGCCAGACAUACUUGAAGGUACCCUGCAACUCAUCAACCAUCGUUUCAGCGUUGCUGCUCCUCAUACUGGCAUCAAAGCAGCCAAAGAAGCGCUUUUCCCACAUAUCAAAGGCAUCUGUUUCAACUACUAUUAUCAGUGCUCGUGGUUCCGGCGCGGGUUUGGAAAGAGAGAAUACAAUGAUCAUCCUGAUAGAGACUAUUUUGUCAAGCCUGUGGAAGUGUUCAGACGAUCCCACGAAGAGUACAACAUUCCAUCUGACAGGAUAUCCAUCGAGCUCUGGUACGGAGAUCCAACCGGGUCGAUUGAGGCAUGUCUCCAAACACUGGACCGUCACAACAACUACUCUGUCGUCUCUCUGCGUCCACUGCACGCUAAAAUCUUCGUCGACGACUAUGAUGCUUCGGUUGCUGUUCUCGACAGCGAACUCGAAGUCUUGAGAAGAUCUUUUGGCAAGAUCAUUGAGAAGAUGUGCAUCAGAUUCCCAGAACCUCAUCAGUUGGGAGAUAUUCUGGACCUGGAGAUAAUGGUCGAGGAAGAUAUGGUAUGGCUUAGAAAAAGUCACCUGUACAUCAUUACUGAGACCACAAACUUCUGGAAGACACGGGAUGGUUGGUAUGAUCUAGGGGAUAUGUUCAAGAUUGCGGAAUCGUGGAGUUCAGAGAUUGAAGAGUGA